Messenger RNA from Acaulospora morrowiae, 2862 nucleotides. The record is from the annotation of a GenBank genome assembly. Lineage: Eukaryota; Fungi; Glomeromycota; Glomeromycetes; Diversisporales; Acaulosporaceae.
AUGUUUGGGAAUCUAGCAGCUAGAAUAUCUACACGUACUUUCACAACAGCCCGUUCGAGAAGAGUAUGUUCCUUCAAGCUUUGCACGCGUGCACCAAAGAUUCGUCCCUUUCAUAGUACAACUACAAGCUCCUUUGCGAACACACCAAAUGAUUUACCCAACAGUAAUAACUCUCCAUUGAAACCCACAAAAGAUAAUAAUUUAACUUCCACUCCUCCAAGCUCCGCUAAAGAUGCACAGCCCACUUCACAAGAAGAGACUGAAGGUAACCAACCUUCGGAAGAUAAUCAAACGAUAUCCUCUCCUGAAACUAACUCAACAGACCAUGUUUCGGAAUACAUCUUGCGGGCAUCUAGACGCAAACGUUCAGUGCCUCGUACUCGCGCACGCGCAACGAAACAGGCAAAUCCCUACAAGCCUGUGAUACCCCAAUUAUUUCUCAAUGAAAAUUACUUGGCAUUUCAAGAUAAUAACCAUUCUUUCGCAUCAAUGAGGUAUCCUCUGGAAGAUGGUAUACGCGAUGAAAUUUUAUAUAGUGCACGAACAAAUUUACUCCCAAUUCCCAAAGGAGACGGGGUCCCUCCACGACGUGGCCAUUUAUUAUUGCAUUUCCCGAUUGAAGGCGCAUCUUAUUACUUGGAUUCCAUUGUAAAGAGUGUUGCGGCAUCUUUACGUGCCGACUUGCUAACUUUUGAUCGACAAGAUUUGAUGGAACUGACCGCGAGUAUGUUCUCACGGAAGGGCAAUGUAAAUCCAUGGCCCCUAUUUCCGGAAUUGAAAGGGUUCAAUCCAUACAUUUCUGCGUCACCAUAUUCCACGGCUUCAUUUCCUUCAGAGGACGAGAUAGAAGAUGAUGUUUUCAUAGACGAAGAGGAGAGCUACGACUCGUCCCGUAAUUCUGGUUACGAAAAUAAGAAUUUAAUUGACAAUUUUCAAUAUAAUUCAUCCCAAGCAAAUGGAUCCAUGCGUUCAGAGAUGAAGAUUAUUCUCGAAAAAAUUGAUCGAUUUUUUGAGGCAUUGGUUUCAACGUCUCUUACAUCUGCAUCUACCUCUCCCGGCAAAGCACCCCCGCCAAAGAUCAUUUAUUUCCGAGAUAUUGGAGAUUUAAUUCCGACUACGUUUGGCACAGCACUGAUUAAUGGCCUUGUCGAAGCCGUGCAAAAUCAACGAUAUGCUGGCGAUCAAGUCAUGAUAAUUGCUGGAUAUUCUCCUUCAUUGUUUGCCUUAGAAAAGAAGCUCUUUUUGAAUAAUGCCAUGCCCAACGAAGUUCAGUGGAUUAACGUUGAGAUACUUCCUAAUGUAGCAAUGUUUUCGGCUUUCACACAUAUAGCCAUUCCUCCUCCAUCAUCACCAAAAUUGGCACAACUUUUGCAUACCAUGAUUUCAGAAGAUAAGAAUGUUGCCAUAAGACACAUUAACGUUCGCACUCUAAAAGCUGUUUGCGCAAGUAAAGGAGCGUAUUUUAAAACCUCUAACAUUAAAGAACUUGGGAAGCUUCUUAUGAAAUUGGAAGGGUUAGAUAGUGAGGUUUGGGGAUUUGAGCGCGUUCACAGGCUGGUAACGAAUGCUAUUGGUGUAUCUCUCGAAGGUCUGGAUAUUUCGUCCCACAAUGGUCCAGUAUAUUUGGAGGCUGAACAUUUUAUCCAAGCUUCGCAAACCUUGAAGAAUAAUAAAAGGCUACGGAAGGAUUUUGUGGAUUCUGUUACAACCAACAGUGAUGAAGGAAACAAAGGUCCUGAAAAGUUGGUUAGCGUUGUGGGCAUCGGUGAUGGCAAAAUAAUUUUACCAAAUCGUAAAAAUAUGAAGAAAGAGGAUCUCGAUAAAUACGAAAAAAAAUUAUUGGGAUGCGUUGUUGAUCCAGAGAAUAUAAAUGUAGCAUUCUCUGAUAUACACGUAGCACAAUCUACGAUACAGACUCUCCAAACAUUGAUUACUCUACCAUUAAUGCGACCUCAGUCGUUUUCUUAUGGUGUUUUGCGUAAGCAUUUUAUUUCCGGUGUGUUACUAUUUGGACCGCCGGGGACCGGUAAAACGAUGCUGGCAAAAGCCGUAGCCAAAGAAAGUGGUAGUACAGUGAUUGAGAUUAAGUCUAGCGAUGUGUAUGAUAUGUACGUUGGUGAAGGUGAGAAGAAUGUUAGGGCAAUAUUUUCUCUUGCGCAUAAGUUAUCACCGUGCGUAAUAUUUUUGGACGAGCUCGAUGCCAUUUUCGGUUCCAGGCGCUCGGAUAUACAUAACGGUGCACAUCGGGAGAUCAUCAAUCAAUUUAUGGCGGAGUGGGAUGGCCUAACAUCUCGUAAUGAAGGUGUAUUAAUAAUGGGAGCGACCAACAGACCAUUUGACUUGGAUGAUGCAAUUCUAAGGAGAAUGCCGAGGCGCAUAUUAGUCGAUCUGCCCAACGAAAAAGAUCGUGAACAGAUUCUCCAUUUGCAUCUCCGUGAAGAGAAACUUGAUUCGCUGAUAAACUUAUCUGAACUUGCCAAAAUAACAAAAUUUUAUUCGGGAUCGGAUUUGAAAAACUUAUGUAUAAGUGCUGCAUUGGCUGCAGUGAGAGAAGAUGCGGAGAAAGAGCAAAUCAACAAUACCAAUGACAAUGGUAAAAAUACGAUAGCAAAGGGGGUUGCCAAUGGCGUUGAUAAGCCGUCGUCUGUCAGGAUUUUGAAAAAUUACCAUUUCCAACUAGCGCUCAAACAGGUGACGCCUUCCUGCUCGGAAGACAUGUCAAGUUUGACCGAGUUGAGAAAAUGGGACGGAUUGUACGGGGAUGGUGCAUGGAGUAGAAAAAAACGCGUAAAAGGUAUAGGGUUUGAUGGCGACGCUGGCUUGCCUGAUGUGCAAUCUCAAUUUGGUGAAAUAAAUCCGUGA